Patiria miniata (bat star) is the source of this 4042-nucleotide messenger RNA. Its product is annotated as serine/arginine repetitive matrix protein 2-like. Lineage: Eukaryota; Metazoa; Echinodermata; Asteroidea; Valvatida; Asterinidae. The record is from RefSeq and is a predicted model, not a curated record. The transcript has 6 exons. The coding region runs from base 182 to 2470 and encodes 762 amino acids.
GUUCAGAUUUGACACGCGCUAGUAUCACAAACAUGGCGCUCCUUCGGAGGUAUGGCUGAUUACACAAUUAUGUGACACCCCUCAAGCUGCUUGAAAUUCAACAAUCCGGAACUUACAAGACGACAGGAUUCCUGUUUUUGUUGAAGAUUUAUCUUGACAAAAAAAAUCAAAAUCUGGUAAAAUGCCAAGAUAUUCAAGGUCACCAAGACAUCGCCGCAGGAGAUCUUAUUCCAGCAGCGUCAGUUCACAAUCCAGGUCCAGAUCCAGGUCACCUCUGAGAGGUAACCCCAAGUACCACCCUCAUGGCAAGAAGACCACUAGGGGGCGCUCAUAUUCCCGAUCCCCACCAAGGAAGGACCAUGGGUCAAGCUAUAAGAGUUCCUCCUCAAAGCAACGAGGAGGCAGACGCUCACGCUCUUACACCCCUGAGAAACGUCACUACGGUGGAUCAACGAGCAAGGCUAAGUCCAGGUCUCGGUCUCCAUCUCAUCGAAAUAAAAGAUACAGGUCGCCCAAGAGAUCACCUCAGCGAGGUGGACGAGAGGCCAUCCGCCAACAAAAUGAAAGUGCUAAUUACGGACGAGAUGAGCAGGCUGACUCCCACUCAGGCUACCAAGAGGGUACAGGUCAGUUGCACCAAGACAAGCAAGUCAGAGACUUUGAAGGACCUCAACUUCCUCCUGGCCAUAAUGUUUACAGAGAGGAGUAUGGAAAAGGAGUCCAGGCACAAGACCAGUUACCUCAGGCCUCCCGCGAUGUGGUCUAUGACAGGGGCAAUAGUCAGCCAGGAGGCAGCCAGUCCAAAUUGUCCCACAGCCAGCCUUCGGAGAGGUCCUACUCUAAGGAGAUGAAAUAUGAAGCUGUGUCUCCAGAUGAUCUACGCUUCUCUCCCAAGUCUGCCCAACAUAGUGAAUCGCCCUACGACCGCAAGAUCUCCAAACCUAAGGCAGAAUACUAUCAAGUCCAGGAGAAGUACAGCAAGCUGGAUGCCUCAGGCCAGGGCAACAAACCAGCCAUGCCUACCGAGCCCCAAAAUGCCAAGAUGGCCCCUGCUCCUAUCAUCAGGCCAAUAUUUGACCCCUACUCAGUGAAGAUCCCCCGCCGUAAGGACGAGGGCCUGACGGAAAUAUUUGAUCGGCCAGAACUGAAGGCCCGCUUUGCUUCUGAGCAGCUGCCUCCUGAUGGAGGCCCGGAACCCCAGAAGAAAGAGCCAGUGGUGUAUCGGCAAGAUGUACACUUCACCGGCACUCUGCCGAGCGGUGCCCUCCCACCUCAGGCACAAAGCUUCAUCGAAAAGCGAGAGCCUGUGAUCUUGGGCUUUGAGCCUAGGCGGGAAACCUACCAGGGCCCCAGCUUCCAGUUUGCCCCCAGAGUCAUCCAGAUGGGUCUUGACAACCAGUACCCAGCUCAGCCUUCGACAUACCAGGUUCAGCCUCUGGAUCAAUAUGGACCACCCAAGGAAGUCCAGCCCCAGCCAGACUUUAACCGGCAGGCCAUGUUUGUCCAGAACACACCACCUGUCAUGCAGGAUAUGCCUCAGAGUCCCAUCUCCUACCAGUACCCGCCAGAUGACAUGCCCGAUAUUAAAGGCCCACAUGACCUGAGGUAUGAUCUAGACUCACGCCGGAAGCAGAUGGAACAACAGCAGCAGCAGGGGCAAAUGAGAAGCUUGUCUCGAUCCCGUUCCCGAUCCAGGUCUCGCAGGAGGAGUCCCAUGUCCAGGCAGCGCUCACGCUCCCGCUCCCGUUCCCGCUCGCCAUCACAUCAGUAUAAGACAUCUUCAUACCGUCAUGGGCGUUCUCGAUCCCGAUCUGAGGAUCAACGUUCCCGGGACCGCAGACCUGUUCGAGAGCGGCUUGGUAACGUCUCCAAAGGAUCUGAAGACAGCUCUUUCUCUGACGGCAAUGAAGGUGGGAAGUCACUCAACUGGAGUAGGAAGCAGGCAUUUUACCAUCAGCACGACCGCCGAGAAGACCGUUCCAGGUCAUCUGACCGCGACUCGGUUGAACGUAACGGCAAGUACCGUGGUGCAAUGCGCGGUACCGGUACAUACCGCGGCGGACGGGGACGAGGACGAGGCUACCUAGGCAAGAACUUCAUCCCAGGCUACGACCGCAGCAACAACCGCGGCAACAACCGUGGCUACAACCGAGGCUACAACCCCGGUGUGAGGGGAAGAUACACUCCCAGAGGGCGGGGCUUAUUUGGCGGUAGCGGAGGUAGUAGGAGUCUAGCGUGGACCCAUGACAUGUUUGACAAGGAGAAGGAGGAGACUCAGGAAGGGGAAGGCAAGAAGGAAAAGAAGAAGGCCAAGAAUGACAAGGGAAAAGAGAAGAAGUCUUCUGUGAAACAGAAAUCCAAGACAGUGAAGAAAGCAAAGAAAGUGAAGAAGAGUCCCAGCAGGUCCGAGUCAGGCCAGAAAAACAAAGAGGUUUCCCAUGCACCAGAGUCGACCAACACCACAUCUUGAGCUGUGACAGAACACAGGGUGCCAGACCCUUUGCAGAUGUUCUACGUUUGACAUGUUCUGCUUCCCGAUUGUGAAUUGGAAAUGAACCAGAGGUACAUUUUGAUGACGCUCUGAAUACAUGUACAAACUCCUUUAGAAAGAUCCAAACCGCCUUGAAAUAGGUAACUCUGAUCACACUUGCUAUCUCAUUGCAAGACAUUGAUCUGGUACUUGAUGGUCACUCUUGAUGGUGUGUACCAGUGAAGCUGGUUUGUGCAUUGGAAGAUCAUAUGUGACAUUGGAAGUGGAACCAGUGUAGGCUGCUGAUGUGGCAGGGCACCAGUCUUCAAGGCAAACCUUUGUGAGUUGAGAAAAUGUCAGGGUUCCUCCAUUGGUAGGAGUGGUAAAAUGAGUUUAGUUCUGAUUUUCUUUUUCUAAUAAUGUUAGCUGAAUUAAUUCAAGUUUAUUGUAAAUAUAUUUUCAGUGGUAGAUUUUGUUUUAGAAAACCACAAUUUAGUGAAACUAGGUAAAAAGUAAGCCAUCUUCCCCCCCCCCUGUUUUUUUAACCCUUUUACUCUUCACGUAGCAAAGUAUUCUGUAUUCUGAUUUUUCUAACUUGGAAAGGACACAGUAUGAUGCUAGGUGAUACUAUUCAUCAAAGGAGCGUGUACAUUGCACAUUUUUUGUCCUUUUUUUUCAAGCUUUUAACUUAAGUUGAAGAGCUGCUGAUGCCCCUCAUGUCUGUAUUCCCCUUCUCCACAACUGCUAGGUAGUCGAGUUCAUCACAAGUCCAUUCAUAAAUCCAGUCAUGUGUAGCAGGGGCUGAACAGAACAAACGAAUGGCUGCUCCACAGUUCAUUCAAACAGCUUGUGACAUGACUUGAUGCAGGAUGACUUGUGAUGGACUUGUGAUGGCCUCGCCAGUAUACAAACAUUGCUGCUUUGUGUGGUCUUGUUGGUUGUUGACAGGAUAGGUCUUUUCACACAGUUGCCUUGUCUAUACCCAUCUUGAAAUAAAAACUUGUCCUACGUAGAAUUGAGAUUUCCUACCUCUCAACCCCGGUCCUAACCAGGGUUGUAUUUCACUCGUGUAGAGCUCCAGACCCAUGUAGAAACCAUGUUGGAUUCUUGCUAGCGUGAAAGGGGUUCCAGAAAUCUCUGUGUUGGACUUGGGGCCAACAUGGAGAUUAUAAACAGCUCUUCUAGGACAUCGUGAUUGGACAUGGCAUUUUUUUAGUAAUAAUUAAAAGGUCUGGGAAUAUCAUUCGGGGCCCAUCUCUCUUUUUGUGAAGUUAUUCCCGGCACAUGUACACAACAGUACUCUGAGCAUUGUGGACAUCAUUUAACCGUAGUCAGUCGCCAAAAAUGAAUUACUGGAAGCUCUUCGUAAGCUUGGUAAACUACUAGUGUAUAGUAAAACAGAAAUUUGUGAUCAUUUUUUAUCACACUUAUCAUGAAUGCCCCUUCACAUUUGUAGUUACAACCUUUACACAGUGAAGUACACGUAGGUACCCCGGUAUGUAUACUGGUAGCCAUUUUAAUUUCAUGCUUGCCUUUGUUGUGAAUAAAAAAUGUAUAUUGUGCGCAGUUGAA